Molecule: messenger RNA, 867 nt
Organism: Neocloeon triangulifer
Lineage: Eukaryota; Metazoa; Arthropoda; Insecta; Ephemeroptera; Baetidae
Exons: 4
Coding region: 37-783 (248 amino acids)
Source: RefSeq, a predicted model, not a curated record
CCCCCGGCCGUCGUUACUGAAAAGUACAAUUGAAACAUGGCUAAGGAAGGUUGGAGUAGGCCUGCGAGUGCCCCUGCGAAAAUUUAUUCCAGGGAAAACGGCGUGGUAAUCCGCGACGUCACCCCAGAUUUGGACGAUUUUGUCAUCCAACACAUGUUGGAAAAUUUCGCUCGGGACUCAUCUCCAUUGGCUCAAAGUUUUAAACCCGCUGAAGACCCGGACUCCAUAGCCGAUUUUGCUACUAUUUGGAAAAAUAUCCUGCCGCAAAGAGUGUCUCUCGUAGCUCUGGCCGAAGGCACUCCUUGCUCAAACCUUGAACCAGUCAGUGUUUCGAAUCCGCCAACAAUAAUUGGUGUAAGCGUCUUGACCCUGCACUGCAAAGGUGAAAAAUCUACAUUUUCUUCACAAUGCAACGGGGCAGCUAUAAAAAAAAUAUUUGGUCUAUGGAAUCAUCUAAACUCUUUGGUAAACAUAUUUGAAAGAUUCAACAUCGACCACUACCUUGACUCAGUAGGUUUUUUCGCGGUGCCGAUAAUGCAUGAAAAAGGUAUCUUCUUGAUGCUCAUGAAAGCCAGGAUUGACCUUUGCCGCUAUUUGAAGAUUCCGCUGACCAGAACCAUUAACACAGAAAUCAAUUCGCAAAAGGUUCUGGCAGCCAAAGCUGGAUUCGAAGUGCUUCUGGACAAGCACUUUGAAGAACUUAAGGGACCGGACGGCAAAAUGCUGUUCCCAGAAAUGGCGCAGCACAAGUCAAUUCAAAUGCUCUCAGCUAGAAUUCGCUAGAAUUGUUGCUUGAAAUGGAACCUUAAUUGUACACUGAAGUAUUUAUUUUUGCAAAUCAAUAAACCCAUUAAACAUAAGUAUUUA